GUUAAUGGCGUGUGCAGUCGUAGCCGUUUUUCCGUUCGAAGUUACUGAAGAAGUGUAAAACAAGCAAACAAACGUAGGAAACCGUCGUCGCCGUUGUCGUCGUCGUCGUCGUUGCCGUCGUCUUACGCAAAUUACGAGCGUGAUAACGAUCACUGGAAAAGUAAGUGUAUUUACUGCUAGUGAUAAGCUGUGUUAUUUGUGUGGUCCGAUCGAUUAUGCAUCUCGGUCGUUUCGUCGGUUGAUGCACGUCCAAGCCGUAAACGUAUUCGUCGGUUCGACAACUACAACAACAACAACAACAACAACAACGACAUUCAAUUGUUCGGUUCCGUACGAUCGAUUAUGUCAUGUCUGCCAUUUGUUGUUCGGUGUUAAAGAAUCGUCGUCGCGUCGCUGCCUCACUUGGACAUUGUUGAGUGGCGGUUUUUCGUGUGCGUCGUCGCGUUCCGUAAAUUGGACUUUUGUUUACCUCCUACACCUACUCGGAUUAUUUUUAGUCCAUCAGGGAAUGAGUGCGGAUGCUAAAUGUUGAAACGACUCGGCACUUUUUCAUUUAAUCUUCAAUCUUCUGACAGUUGUACACCUUUUGCGACUCGUUUCAAGUAUUUACUGCGUGAAUGGUGAUGGUGGUGAAAGUGGAUGUUUGUCUGCUUGUAGAAUAUCAUCAGUAGUUAGUUGGUAGGCAUUACAAACUAACAAGAUCGUGUGGACAAUGUCGAUGUCGGUCAUGAAUUUCGAUCCCGUCGUAAAGUACUGUCACAAGACGAGCAAUGUCGGGUUGGGCUUGUGGCACGUAACAGAUUGUACCUUAUUCCGCGUUACGUGAUUCCAGCAUGGUCGAUCUGCUGGUAACCGUUUUGGCGUCGUCGUGAUCGCGUCGCAAUCGCAUUCGCAUUCGCAGUUGCAGUCGCACUGGUCCGGAAAUAUGCAAUAAUCGUAUGCUAUGAUUUGACUGAUUGACUGACCACUGAUUGCCUCCGACAAUAAGGAAACAUGUCGUCGAGAAGAAGGAGCCGCAGUAGAGAGAGGAAAAAUAGCGCGCCCAAACUUCGCAUGGACACUAAACCGCUUGCGAAAAGUAUCACAGAUCCGAGUUUGCCUGCAGGUCGACGUCGCGAAAUAGACAACGUAAUGAAGAAAGCCAGAGCCCAAACGUCGCCAACGGCCAACGAAUUUUGGUCGAAGAAACUACUCGAAGUGGAGGCCAAAGACCCAAACAGGUGGCGUCACAGCGGCUACAAAUCCUUGUACUUGGACGGUUCCUCUUCUCCCUCACCGGGACGUCGUUCUCGUUCCCGUUCACUGGUCGGCGGCCGACGGUCGCCGCCCUCGCCGCCCAGUCGUCGGUCACCGAUCGGUCGUCGUUCGCCGCGUUCGUCGCCACCCCCGACCCGUCGUUCUCCACGUUCUCCACCUCCGCGCACACGAGCUUCACCGCAACAUCGUCGUUCACCGAUUGGGUACAGAUCACCGCCGGGUCGCAGAACACCUCCACCCACCUCGUCCGGUCGACAUCACGGUCGGGCGCCUAGAUCACCACCCCAUCACCAUCACGGUCGACGCCGGUCCACCUCAGCCAGUUCGUUCAGCUCCUGCUCGGACGGAGUGUGCUCGUACUGUUCGUCAAAGAGUCGCAGACACAGGUCCAGAUCUCGUUCGUAUUCGUUGCCCCGCAACAAGAAAGCCUCGUCCCGACACGGAGGCGCGUCAUCGCCACCGCCCAAACCACGGAUGCGUCCACGUCCGCCGUCUCCUUCACCGUCUCCGCCGCCGCCGCGUCGUAUGCCGCGUCCCAUGACGCCUCCGCCGGUGUCGCGUAAAACGACCAAGCUUCCGCCGUCGACGGUCGUUGUGGCGUCGUCCGGCCCCGCGUCCGACCGUCCGACCGAUCCGAGAAGGCAACCGCCGCCGCCGAGGCCACGUGCCAAAACCGGCGAGAUUAUCAGCGUCAGCGGGAACGUAAAGCCGUCGUUGAAGCCACCGCCCCAACAGCAACCGCCGCCGCCGAGGAAACCGAAAGACAAGGCCGGUUCGACUGCCGCAUCCACCGAACCGGUGUUGCUGAAAAGAAUCAAAAAGGAACGAACCGGCAAAAGAACGGGUUCACCGGGAGGAGGAGCAGGAGGAGCAGAAUCGUCCGGAUCGGAAGAUUCGUCCAACUCGUCCAGCGCACCGAUCGUAGCCACCACCCGCCUAACCUUGAGCGAACGAUUCGGCAAAAUCGCUCAGUGGAGUGCAGAUCGAGAACGACGCGACAUCGAAAACAUGCGCAUCACCAAAACAGGUUCCAAUCUGAAAGUGAUGAUCGAAGAGGACGACUUUUUGUACGGUAGGUCGCCGCCUCGCCGCUACAGUCUGUCCCCGGUUCCCGCAGGGCACUAUCCAGACGAAUUGUUGCCCCGCGGCUCGGCUCCAUCCUCCUCCAGCUUGGCCGCGUGGGACGACGUACGAGUGCGCUACCAAUACUACAAGGAUCUGGGCUAUCUGAGGGAUUUGACUCUCGACGAUUACGUGAAAUGGGAGGAAUGGUGGUACAAAUACCAGGACUGGCUGGCCAACGAACGACAUUACGAGCAUUGGGUGAGCAGCCAAAGAACGAGCGGCGGCGGCAGUGGUCGCAGGAAGAAACGAAUUCCGGCCACGCAACGGCUCAAUUGAUUGCGCGACUGGUUUUGUCAUAUGAUUGAUUGAAUGAUUGAUUGACUGAUUGAUAGCGAAGCAGGUUCGAUUCGAUUCGAUCAGUUUGUCGAGCUUCGGAUUAUGCUGCUUUGAUGAAUAUACGCGUUCUUUAAUUCUCAAUGAGACAAUGAGAUUAGAUUUAAGGUAAGUAACGACGACUGUACAGACGACACAAAGACUAUUUUAUUAUUUUUUCCUCCAUUUAUACGAAUAUCUAUUUUAUUUUAUCAUUCUGUUUGUACAGUACAUUCGAAGAAACCUUUACAACUAUUAUAUUAUUAUAUUAUUUAAUGAAUAAACAUUUGUUUAAUAUUA
Aethina tumida (small hive beetle) is the source of this 2994-nucleotide messenger RNA. Its product is annotated as serine/arginine repetitive matrix protein 1. The transcript has 6 exons. The coding region runs from base 994 to 2658 and encodes 554 amino acids. NCBI's taxonomy places the organism in Eukaryota, Metazoa, Arthropoda, Insecta, Coleoptera, Nitidulidae. The record is from RefSeq and is a predicted model, not a curated record.